GUACAUUCGAAACUAUUAUGUUAGUUUGAUGUGUGCGUUACAGCUCGGGAUUUUGACAGAACUUGAGAAGAGCGCAGAAGGGAUAGCAAAUAAUUUAGAAUCAUUGUUUCGUUCAUUAACGUCUACAUUAAACCAGAUGUCAAGUCUUACCUUGGACUGUACAACUGUAUUUUCAGAUUCCGUGGAUUACGCUUGUGAAACUAUUGGUGCAUGUAUAAAGUCCACUUAUGUUUUGAUGGCCAAGUGCGAAGAAUUAUCCAAAUCUAUGUCUCAGCUGGAACCGUUAAAAAAAGAAAUGUGAGUUCCCUAUAUCUUUCUUCAGAUUGCCUUAAACAUGUGUACAUAUAUCACUAAUAACUCUUGUCACUCCGAUUAUUCAGUCAUCAUUUAUAAAGAGUGGAUAUACUAUGAUGAUUCAAUCGGGCGAGCCUGGAAUACUCUGUUCUUGAAUAUCCUAUGAAAAUUAUUAAACUGCUAAAUUUCGGUGAGCACUUAGCUGUACUGAGUCUCUUCACUAAGUGCCCAAAGUAUAGUACAAACCUCACAGAAGCAAAAACCACUUUGAAUUUCAUUUUUCAUUUCACGCUGACCAAACGUUAUCCUAAACAGGUUUGCAAAUCACUCUAGCGAUACAAAGUCGAACCUAAUGUCAAGUCACUGAAAAGAUAUGCUGUGAACAAAAUCAAAAUACUUCAAGUACAUAUCACUAAAUUAGAUUAUAUGCUAUUGACAAUGUUCUUAGAAAUCUUGAGGAUCAAGUUGUGACAUAUGCUUCAGAAGUACAGCAAACAAGAAGGAACAAAAAUUCAAUGCUUUCAAAGGAUUAGUUUAAAAAUCUGCUAAUCCAGACACAAGACUUGGUAGCUCCAAGUAAGCUCAAAAUAGAAGAAUUUAAGAUGACAUUAAUUGACUACUGUAACCAAUUUAGAAGCAGCAAACACAACAUAAAGAAGACAUUGACUAGGAAACCUCGAGAAGCCACCCAGAAAACAGAUCGAGUAAAAAUUUAAUAAUAAUGAAACUAGAUAAAGGAUCAGGUGUCGCAAUUUUAAACAAGGCUGAUUCUAUAUAUAAAUUGGUCUUCUGUUUGAUGAUCAAACUAAAUGUCAUAGACUAGGAUUACGUAAAGGCCUGGCAGAAAAGAUGGAACAUCAACCAACUUCAUCGUUAAAAUCUGUAGAACAACAACAAUUUAUUUCUCAUUCUACUUUUGACAUGCUUAAAUGUUCAGAAGCACGCACUCCACACCUUUUUGACCUAUUUACAGUGUAAGAGCAAUAAGCUCAAUUACGUCUGAAUUUAUCAAACACACCGUACCACUCAACAGCAAAGUGGCUUGUGAAAUUAUUAAGACCACUACAUCGAAAGUCAGUGAGACGCAAUGUAAAAGAAGUAUUUGGAUUUGGAAAUGUAACAACAAAUAUUAAUCUAACGAAAAUAGCCACGUCAUCUUUGGAUAUAAUGUUUUUAUUUAUUGGUAUUUCACUGACUAAAACUAUUGAAUAUAUUUGCAAACAACUUGUAGAGAAGAACGGUGUUACUUAUGCUAAUAGAUGAAGUGAAGAGACUUUUAUUGAAUUUGAUAAUGAGCACCCACUUCUUGCACAAAAACAAACGUUAUCGACAAAUAGAUGAAGUAGCAGUGAGAUCUCCCCUUGGUCCCAUUUUCACCAAUAUAUUUUUAGCUUAAGUGCAAAACGGCGUAUUAUGUGAUACUCCUAGUAAACCAAAAUACCACUGCCUUUAUGUAGGUGAUGUACCAAACAUCUUCAUCUACACGGUCAAUAUACGAGGACUCUAAGAAACAUUUGAUAAUGCACGUCCAACGACUAGUCCCACAUGUGCUUUCUUCUCUAAAAGGUAGGAUGGUUCGACAUAAAGAAAUGUAUUUAGAAAAAACUUGCACUAUGUUCACUUACAUAGAAUCACAUCCAUCCAACACAAAUUAAUCUAAUUAAGUGUUCGAGUUACGGAAAAAAGUGCUAAAUAGUGUUCGCAGGGGAAAAGGGUGUUGAAUAAUUCUUAUUGGUGAAUCUUAUCAGGUGAUAUCGAUGACCGUGGUUCUCAUUCAUUACAAGUUCCUAGUACGAAAAUGAAUUAAAUUGGAUUUUUCAUCAGACAGCCUUUCUGAAUUUUACAAGAGACCUACUAACUUCAAAGCAAAUUAUUUUCUAAUCCAAAAACUUGCCAGUCCAAAUAUCCUUUGCCGAUACUAUAACCAAAUAUGAAAUGUUUUGGCAAAUAUCCUAUUUGUGUAAUAUGUUAUUUUGUCUUUCUCUCCUUAUCUUAGAGAAGGUUUGAAACGAACUCUAAGUAAAUUUGAGGAGGCAUUAAGUACACCAUUGAAGUAGUUAAACAGUGAAACUUAUCCUAGGAGAUACUUUUCCAUCUUUGUUUUGUAAAAUUGUGGAACAUCAUUAUUUCUUCAUGUACAUAACGUGUAUAGCACCUCGCUUUAUUAAUACAUUCCUACUUACCGCAGUUAUUUUGUUUGAAUAAUAUGUAUUUGUUGUUAUUACUAUGUUUUUGAUUAUUAAAUAUUGUUAUUUUUAACCCCAGUCUAAUUAAAGUCACCAUACUUGACUUAAAAAACUGGCAAAAACGAUCAAAAAACUAGUUCUUGUAUUGGGAAUUAAAGUUUCUGUUGAAUGCUUGGUGAAUAGCGUAACGUGAUAUGAAACUUGUUUCACUAUGAGUUGCUUUAAAGAUGUUGAAACACAAUGAUGCUUGUAGUAAUAUAGUGAACGAGAAUGCAAGCGAGGACAACCAAAUAUGUUUGAAUACAAAAUUACAGAACGUCUUAGUAAAAUCUGAGAACCAUACGGCGAAUGCUUCAUCUAGAAAAUGUUGAUCAAUUGCCUCGGAUUUGACUGACCCUUCGUUUCGAAACCAAGCACUCUCUGUUCUCGUUCUUUUCUUUUCGAUCUUAGCCUUCUGCCGCCAGGCAUUUCACUUUGAACUGAUGACUUAGACUACUUAUGUCUGUCGACAUCAGUACCACACACCACAGACUGAAUUCGAGUGACAAUUAGGUAUUCAAAUAAUUCCAAUCGGCUAAUCAAUUUUGUUG
Molecule: messenger RNA, 3070 nt
Organism: Schistosoma guineensis
Lineage: Eukaryota; Metazoa; Platyhelminthes; Trematoda; Strigeidida; Schistosomatidae
Source: the annotation of a GenBank genome assembly